AAUCAGACAGACAGACAGACAGACAGACAGACCUUCGGUAAGCGAUGUCCAAAACGAAGGGCGGUGUGACUGUGCUGCCGGCGUUGGUACUGGCCGGAGUGGUGCUGACCACGGGGGCGAUCGCAGCUGACGCUGACUCCACAGCCUGGCCAUGGACCACAGCACCGGUACAUAAAGGAUUGAACCUGCGUGGAAAGAUGUUCACUCUGACUCAGCAAAGUGGAAUCGUUCUCUACUCUCCCUCCUUCUCUCCCUCCCCCUCCCCUUCUUAUUCAACCCACCCCUACCCCUCCCCUUCUUAUUCAACCUCCUCUUACCCCUGGAGCACACCGACCCCCACUAGAGGAGUCUCUAUGUGUCUGCGUUACAUCACCGAGGAACAGUACAACCAACACAUCUUCACCCUCAGUCCGUACAGCGGCUCCUCCAGGCUGGCCCUUUCAGUCACCUCCGCUACCGAGUACCAGCUGACCCUGGGAGAGGGGUACUACUACUCAACCGUCACCUUCAGGUCCCUCAGGCGCUUCUGGUCCACCGUUGACCCCGACUUUUGGACCAGCGUGUGUGUCAUCGUGGACAGCGUGAAGGGGGUCGCCCAGAUAUUUAACGGCAGAUACAUAAGCAUCAGAAAGAGGCUGCCGGUGAAGUAUGUGUGGACAGGUCCCCCUGUGGUGGACAUUUCACAGUUUGAGGGUCAGCUGACCGACGUCCAGGUGUGGGACUAUCCUCUACCUUAUGGAGACAUAAGGAACUACAUGCGCCACGGCUUCUACCGGUCUUACCAGGGCUCUGCCCUCACCUGGUUCCAGAUCAGCUACACCCCCAACAGAGACGUGCUGCUGGAGGACGUCUACGACAACUUGGAGGUGCAGUCAGCGGGGAGGGGGGACAGGCCACUGGAGGAGAGGAGGAGGAGGAGGAGGAAGUUUUUCUGCGAGGAUGAGAAGAAGUGCAGGGAGGGAGGAAGGCUUUAGGAAGACAGAACAAUUCGUCAUAGAGAAACAGAAGGAGAGAAAGUUGGAGAAUCUUUUUUUUUUUUUGUGUAGCAUUUUUAGCAGUCAGUUGAAACCACCGGUUUGGCAGACACAAAGUUUGUUGGAUGAAAAACACAAACUGAUGGAAAUAGUGACUCAACACAUAUCUACUUUAGCACAGAAGCGUUAGUCAUUAGUUUCUAUUUCAUGUUCAAAACGAGAUGGUUUUCCGGUUGUGAGUUGUAACGCACAAAACCUGUGUGGUCAUGAAGACUUGCUGUCGAGGAGAAACUCACAUGAGGGUCAGUCUGAACAGUUACAGCAAACAGCUACACGAUAAGAUGAGAUGAGAGGAGCUGAGCUGAGCUUUAUUCAUCUCCGAAGGGAAAAUCAGGUGUAGAUAGCAGCAAGGAGGGUAAAACAAGACAUUAACAGGGCAGAGUAACACAGAUAGAUAGAUAGAUAGAUAGAUAGAUAGAUGGACAGAUAGAUCGAUAGAUAGAUAGAUAGAUAGAUAGAUAGAUAGAUAGAUAGAUAGAUAGAUAGAUAGAUAGAUAGAUAGAUAGAUAGAUAGAUAGAUAGAUGGACAGAUGGACGGAUAGAUGGAUGGAUGGAUGGAUGGAUAGAUAGAUAGAUAGAUAGAUAGAUAGAUAGAUAGAUAGAUAGAUAGAUAGAUAGAUAGAUAGAUAGAUAGAUAGAUAGAUAGAUAGAUAGAUAGAUAGAUGGAUGGAUGGAUGGAUGGAUGGAUAGAUAGAUAGAUAGUAGAGGUCAGUCGCCUCGGGAUCAGAACAGUACUAAACCUAACAUUAAUACUAACAAUACUAAACAACAUCAUAGAUGAGAUCAGCAUCUACACAUAUACUCUGCAUAUAUAUGCACACACACACACACAUAUGUAUAAUAUAUGUAUAUAUAUAUAUGUUGUAUAUAUAUACAUAUAUGUGCAGAAUAUAUGCAUAUAAAUACAUAUACAUACAUAUAUAUGCACACACACGUAUAAUAUAUGUAUAUAUACAUUGUAUAUAUACAUAUAUAUGCAUAUAAAUAAUACAUAUAUAUGCAUAUUUAUGCAGAAGAUAUGCAUAUGCAUAUAUGUGUGUGUGUGUGUGUGUGUGUGUGUGUGUGUGUUUGUGUAUACACACAUGACAUAGCAUAUACAGCACAUACACUCUACGGGCACUAUUCCUUAUCAUCAGUUCCAUAGAUACAAAGCAACUUGUACGUUUUAAGUAGGACGCAAUGUGCAAUAUGCAAGGUGACGUGUCGUGUGCAAUACGCAAUAUGUGAACAGCAGCAGCUUGUACGCUGAGCUCAGAGAACAGAACUAAAUGAAUUGAUUAUCGAUCAGCAUGUAUGUUCACAUUCCAUUAAAAACAAAUUCAGUGCAACGAUUAG
Lampris incognitus (smalleye Pacific opah) is the source of this 2369-nucleotide messenger RNA. Its product is annotated as serum amyloid P-component-like. The transcript has 5 exons. Bases 45 to 974 code for a protein of 309 amino acids. The record is from RefSeq and is a predicted model, not a curated record. Lineage: Eukaryota; Metazoa; Chordata; Actinopteri; Lampriformes; Lampridae.